Messenger RNA from Candidozyma auris, 2577 nucleotides. RefSeq names its product serine/threonine protein kinase ATG1 (gene ATG1). The record is from RefSeq and is a predicted model, not a curated record. Lineage: Eukaryota; Fungi; Ascomycota; Pichiomycetes; Serinales; Metschnikowiaceae. The transcript has a single exon. Gene Ontology annotation, biological process: protein autophosphorylation; autophagosome organization; peptidyl-serine phosphorylation. Gene Ontology annotation, cellular component: autophagosome; cytoplasm. The coding region runs from base 1 to 2577 and encodes 858 amino acids. Gene Ontology annotation, molecular function: ATP binding; protein serine/threonine kinase activity.
AUGUCAGAGAAGAUUGGCAAGUAUACGAUCGGCUCUGAGAUCGGCAAAGGGUCGUUUGCCACAGUCUACAAGUGUACUGAUGAAGAGACUCACGAGGCUGUGGCGAUUAAGCUGGUUGUCCGUCGAAAGCUCAAGUCCAAAAAGCUCAUUGAGAACUUGGAGGUGGAGAUUCUGAUUCUCAAGUCGAUGAAGCAUCCCCAUAUCGUGGGACUUCUCGACUACCACCAGACAACUACUCAUUUCCAUUUGGUGAUGGACUAUUGCUCCAUGGGUGACUUGUCCUACUUCAUACGGCGCCGAGAUCAACUUGUGAAGACCCACCCAGUAGUUUCCCAACUUCUCCAGUGCUACCCAUCCCCAGAGGGCUCUCACGGAUUGAACGAGACCCUUGUUAUACAUUUUUUGAAACAGCUUGCCUCAGCUCUCGAGUUCUUGAGGUCCAAGUCUCUCGUUCAUAGAGAUAUCAAGCCGCAGAAUUUGCUUCUUUGCCCUCCUGCUCAUUCCAAAGAACAAUUUGAAGCAGAGCAUUUUGUGGGCCUUUGGGAUCUUCCUAUUCUCAAGAUUGCUGACUUUGGCUUCGCCAGAUUCUUGCCCAAUACAUCAAUGGCAGAGACUUUGUGUGGGUCCCCUCUCUACAUGGCGCCGGAGAUUCUUCGUUAUGAAAAAUAUAAUGCCAAGGCAGACUUGUGGUCGGUUGGGGCGGUAUUCUAUGAAAUGACUGUCGGUAAGCCGCCCUUUCGUGCAGCAAAUCAUAUCGAGUUGUUGAAAACUAUCGAAAGAACUCACGAUCGUAUCAAGUUUCCUUCCUCUGCUCAGGUGCCUGAGUCACUCCGGAAGUUGAUCAGAUCACUUUUGAAGUAUAACCCCAUGGAGCGUGUCUCGUUUAACGAGUUUUUCAACCAUCCACUCAUCGUCAACGAGCUAGAGGGGAAUAGCAGGCCUCUAGAUACUUCCGAGAUGGAUACCAACUUGUUCAUCAGCGAGUAUAUAUCGCCAAUUAACCCCUCUGAUAGGGCCAAGUUCGUCACACCAAUAACUCCCAUGACUAGUAAGAAGCAUUCUUCAAAGGGAGAAAGAAACGAGCCCCGUCCCUCACCAACUUCUGAAGGACGGUCACCAUCUUCUUCCCGGAUGGUCACUAGAGACAACCCUCGUGCGUUGAUAGCAUCACGUCGUUCAAACUCACGCGAUGAACAAAUCAAGCUGAUCAUCAAUCUGAAUAGUCCUGAUUCGACUGCACUUUCUCAUUCGAUUCAACCAAAGUAUAAAGAGUUCAAGCAGGGUCAUCGUCUCAAUAAUGAUGUGAUUUUGGAGAAAGACUACGUUGUCGUGGAGAAGCGUGCCGUUGAAGUAAAUGCUAUUGCUGAUGAAUUAGCAAAAGUGGGAGUAAGCGGUACGACUUCACACCAUCAGCAAACGCAGCAAGGUCAAGGACCUGAUCGCACUCUCGUACCGGUGAGAAGACCAUCCCAAAGAUCGGCGAAUUCUUCGGGAAGGAGACCGAGCUUUGGUGAUAGGAGGAUUCCUAUAUCCAUCUCACCAACCAAUGCGUUAGGAAAAGCUAUUAGUCUUGCUUCCAAUCGUUUAUUCGGCAAUAAUGCACAGACUGCGGAGGUCGGAGAUGACGGUUCGCAGACAGGCGAACUCAAAUCAUUUUCUACAAUUGUUUCAAGCCCUGACUUUGCCAAUAAUUUGCUAUUGAAAAAAGUUAAGCUUCCAGUAUCAAAUACUCUUUUGGCAGCCACCCCAGCCGAGAGAGAAAAGCAAGAUGCAUUCUCGUACGACGAAAAGGUGCUUCAUCAGUUGGAAUCAAUUGCGACGAAGUCUCAUGCAAUUAGCUUAUUUGCAGAUGUCAAAUUUAGCCAACUCAUUCCAUCUCCUCCAUCAACCGACGAGUAUGAUGAUGAAAUCAUGCAACAUAAUGACCUACUCCCACCGAAGAUGAUCAAAGCAAUAAGCGAAGAAGGGGUUGUGUUGUACGUGAAAACUUUGUCAUUGCUCGCCAAGGGUAUGGGACUCGCAAGUGAAUGGUGGAUGACUCACUAUGACAAAAACGAACAUACCGGAGAGCAGCAACUUGUUCGCUCUUUGGAUCUUCAAGUAACCUCUCAAAUCAACGAAUUGGUUCAAUGGAUAAGAGAUCAAUUCAAUGAAUGCCUAGAGAAAGCCGAGUUUAUUAAGCUAAGGCUAGAAGAAGCCAAUGAAAGUAUAAGGAAGGACGAAGAUGUCACAGCGACAUCAAAUUUCACUGAGCAAAUGAGUGUUGGAGGAGCUACAGCAACCACGAUUAGCGGUGAUGCAAACAGCGAGACUGUUCAGGUUGUUGCAGAAAAGCUUAUUUUCGACCGUGCAUUAGAGAUCUCGAGAAAUGCGGCAGUCAACGAAUUGGUUAAGGAAGAUUUGAAAGGUUGCGAGCUUGCUUAUAGCACUGCGAUAUGGAUGCUUGAAGCUCUUUUGGAUGAGGAAUCAUCAGAGGUCGAGAAGUUAGACGAUGAGGACAGAGCUAUGGUGGAGAAAUUUGUUGUCAGCAUUGGCAACAGAUUAUCAGUCUUAAAAAAGAAACUCGAGAUAAAUUGA